AUUUUGCUGUCUUGUCUUUUGUUUUGCUUUGUGUCUGCUGUAUCAAUCCGCUGUUGCAAACGAAAGCUUGGUUGUGAUACAACUUAGUAUUGGAAUUAUGAAUCGUUAUUGUGGAAACGUAAGAUAACAUUCACCACAGACAAACCAUCCUGAUCGACAGGAUUUUUUUAUAGGUGUCUUGCUGUUCCUUUGUCAGCUUGAGAGGAAGAAAGGAAAUGGGGAACUGCCUAAAAGGUUCUACAGCUGAUGACAUAUCUCUACUCAGAGGUAGCGAUGGCACAAGGGAUUCGUCUUCCUCGGAUCAGCUGGGUCCACCACCGCCGUACCAGGAGGCUAUGCCAGUCUAUUAUCCGUCCCCCAAUGUGAGCCGACCUGCUGCACAGCUGACGGAAGAGGAACAAGUUAAGAUAGCUAAGCGGAUUGGAUUGAUUCAGCAUCUUCCCGCAGGAACAUAUGAUGGCUGUAAGAAGAAUAGGGAAUGUGUGAUAUGUAUGAUUGAAUUCAUGGUCGGCGAUGCAGUACGCUAUCUGCCUUGCAUGCACAUCUAUCAUGUGGAAUGCAUCGACGACUGGCUCAUGCGAAGCUUCACGUGUCCAUCGUGCAUGGAGCCAGUGGAUGCAGCGUUGCUGACGAGUUAUGAGACCAACUAGCCUAACUCAAAUUAACACAGGCCACACACGGUUGAGAGGGCGGCUAUGUGGCAUGAGUGGUGUUGGUGGUGGCAGUGGUGGUGGUGGCGACACCAGUGUUGUCAUCCAACAGAACCUAGAAUGACCAAAGUGGAGGUGAAUCUGGAACCAUAGCUCCAGUCUCCAAAUUUACGCGACUGUGAUGGUAAAAAAUAAAUCUGUGUGAUAAUUGAAGAAAGGAAUUUUAAGCAGGGUACACGAGAUCUGAUGUUACAUUGUAUCCAGAUUUGCCGAAGGAGACGCCGUUCGUUACAUGUGACACGAUAAAAAGUAUAUGCCAAUGUAGAGAAUAGGCAUUUUAUUUUCGUAUCAUCUGCAAAGUGCUUAGACUUAAAAGAAUGUUGUGAUAAUUUAUGCUAGUUAUACUUAAAUGUAAUAUGUAAAAAUAUGAACUUGCAUCAAUAAGAAAACAGCAGUAGGAACCCAAGGAUACUAAAACAGUCUCUUGGUGCUUAUAGACCUUUUAUUAUUUAGCGAACGUAUCUGAACGUAUUGUCCACUGAGGUCUGCAACUGAUUAAGACUCUCAUUCUUGUACUGUGAGUUACUUAAUUACACACGUUUAAGAAAUUGUUUCCUCGAGCGUUGUACAUGUUGACUGGCAAGUUGGGUUCUUAAAUUUGAAUCUGCCGCAUGGACACGCGUGUUUUCUUGCGACAGACACGUUUUAAUAUGACGUUAACAGAAACGUACGUCUUGGUGUGAUGCAAUACUUGUUCGAUAUGAAAAUUUUUGGCUUUUGACAGUUUAUUUUAAUUUAAUGCAGAAACUUUUAUAUGUGACAUUCAUUGUCUUUAUGUGCAAUCCUUAUUCUGUGUGAGUAAAGUUUAUGUGUUUUAUUAUUAGAUUGCUUAUAUUUCAGGAAAUGGUGUUUGAAUGCACUACUCAGUCUAGAGACCUCAUACGUGAACGAGGAAUUGAUUUCUAUAGCAAUAUUUCUAGUCCUUUGAUUAUGCUGAAUCUGUAGCUUUGAUACUAUGUGGAUUGAGGUGGCAUUUAGAGAGUACGCACUUCCUGUAAUUGUUGUUUGCAAUUGUACAGAUCAAGUGGCUUGGAUUUUUAUGAGACUAUUUCAUUUCUAGUGAUGUUACAUUUUCAUUUCCUGAAAUGGUACCCGUGUCAGAAAUUGCAAAUUAUUUAUAGGAAAAUAAAUUAUAUUUUAUGGAAAGGAUUGUUCUGAAGCCUCAGACGUGCAGACCUUUAAUUUUAAUGUAUAAUGCGAAGAAGAUUAUAUAUUUUCUCAUUUUCUUUUUGUUUUUGGUCUCUUCGUUAUUCUAACAGUGAUUUUGUCCUGAAUUAUUAUGUGUAUGUGUCGACAGCAUCUUAUCUGAAACUUAGUUCGCCCGUGACAGUAUUUAUAAAUUGGUACUGACUGAGUUGCGUUAUGUUUUAAUGAUGGAGAAUAAUUCAGUUUUAGUUCUGAUUCAUGCUCGUCACACCUUGUAGAUAGAUUAUAUAUAAGAUUUCUAAAUGCUACCUCUGGACUGAAGAUGAAGUUUUGAACUGUUAUGAUCUUUGAAUUCUGUAAUUAAAUGUGCAUGAAAACA
Zootermopsis nevadensis is the source of this 2235-nucleotide messenger RNA. RefSeq names its product Ring finger protein 11 (gene Rnf11). The record is from RefSeq and is a predicted model, not a curated record. Lineage: Eukaryota; Metazoa; Arthropoda; Insecta; Blattodea; Termopsidae. Gene Ontology annotation, biological process: ubiquitin-dependent protein catabolic process. Gene Ontology annotation, cellular component: ubiquitin ligase complex. Gene Ontology annotation, molecular function: ubiquitin protein ligase activity.